AAACUUUGUUUAUAAAUUCAAUGUGGAGUUUGAAAUUGUGUAUUAAUUAGAUAAACUAUUAUGAAUUUGGACGCAAUUUUGCCCGAUUUGAGUGCCUUAAAACGCGCCUUGGCCAAUUUGGUUUACAAGGAUUUAUCAAAUAAUGAACGUUUGCGACACAUCGAGCCGCAUUUUGACUCAUCUUGCGACGUUUUUUAUUGGAGCGCCCAAAAUGUGGAGCAACAAAAUUCCGUUGCUUAUUUGCCCAUGGAGCACGCUAAAGAUCUGGACUUUGAGUUGAUUAGACGAGUGCAGGAGAAACUAUCGAACUAUAUCGUUAUUGUAGCCAUAGUGGAUAAUACGGGCAAUAUAUUGUAUUACCAGAUCACGGAGGGAUUGAAUGAGAAUGGCAUAUAAAUGAUUGAGAGAUUAAAUGGAGAUGCAGGGAACUGUGGAAUCGAUGAAACUGAUCUUAUGCUGCUCCUCGAUCGUACCUUAAGAGCACAGGCUAAUGCUUUUGGACUAUAUGUUCCACUUCCAUAUAUUGUCGAAGGGCAACAAAAUGUCUUAAGAGAUGACAGCAAAACCUAUGGAAUUUGAUUCUAUCCAUUGUUCCUACUCUUCGUGGGCCGUUUUUAAAGAGAUCCAAAUAGAUGAAGAC
This is a messenger RNA of Drosophila arizonae, 640 nucleotides long. It is a transcript of the gene Tsen15, whose product is annotated as tRNA splicing endonuclease subunit 15. Gene Ontology annotation, molecular function: nucleic acid binding. Lineage: Eukaryota; Metazoa; Arthropoda; Insecta; Diptera; Drosophilidae. The record is from RefSeq and is a predicted model, not a curated record. Gene Ontology annotation, biological process: tRNA splicing, via endonucleolytic cleavage and ligation.